AUGGAAGAAACAAAAUUAAAGAUGUACGUAACCUCAACUGCAUUAUUACUUAGUUUUGCUGGUGUAGCAUAUUUUGUUUUAAGGAAGAGAAGGAAGAUCCUUGAUGUUACAGAUGCCUUCAACCAUUUGAGUAUCAAGAUUAUCUCUGACGUAGAAGUAUGUGAUGAGGUGGUGCAUGAAUUACGAAGGAGAUGUAAAAAAUACAAAAUAAUAGGAUUUGACUGUGAAUGGGUAACUGAUCAUGGUAAGCGGAAACCAGUAGCAUUGAUGCAACUGUCCACUUAUGAUGGGUACUGUGGCCUCUUCAGGCUUAGUCAUUUAAAGUCUGUACCUAAUUCAUUAAAGAAUCUUUUAGAAGACAGGACAAUUUACAAGGUUGGAGUGGCGCCCAUUGACGAUGCCAAGUACCUCUUCUAUGAUUAUUCUGUUGCAAUCCAUUCUACAUUAGAUGUCCGCCAUAUUGUUGCUUUAGCUGGUUAUCAUACAGGGGGUUUGGCUUCACUUUCUCAAUCUUUACUGAAUGUUACUUUGGAUAAGAGCUGGAGGGUUCGAUGUAGUGAUUGGGAGGCAGAGGAAUUGUCUGCAAGACAAGUGAAUUAUGCUGCAGCCGACGCUCAUGUUGCUUGCAAAAUUUUCAUAAAGAUGAUUGAUAAAAUAUCUAAGCAAAAUGUUUGGAAUAUUUUUAAUACAAGAACUAAUGAGACCUGGGAUAACUUGGACAAAUUAUGCAGUCAAUAUUUAGAUAUAAAUUUUAAAAGCAAGAAGGAUAAACCAGAUGUCAAUACUAAUGGCAAGCAGUAUAAUAAUAAAAAGAGAGAGAAAAAGAAUUCAGCAUCCGCUAGAUCGAAGCCAUUAUACACCAACAGCUUUCUAGAAGCGCCUGAUGGUGAACUUCUGUGUACAUGUGACUAUAAAAAAGCCAUGUGGUAUAUAGAGAAAGAACUAGCAGACAUAGUGAAGGAGUCGCCAUUCACAGUUCGCCUGAGGUUCGAGCCAGCGGCGCGUUCUGUAGGGGAAGUCGGAAAGUACUAUCAGAUUGCCAAAGAAAACUGCUGCGUCGUGUGUGGAGACACAAACUCUUAUAUUAAAAAGAACGUUGUGCCUAAGGAGUAUAGGAAAUAUUUUCCUGAUGUGAUGAAGGACCACUCGUGCCACGACGUGUUGUUGUUGUGCCUGUCGUGCCACCAGCGCAGCAACAUGGCGGACCUGCGCGUGCGCCUGCGGCUCGCGGCGGAGUGCCGCGCGCCACUCACCAAUAGGGAAUAUAGCCGGUUCACCGAGGACCACGAUGUCAAGAAAGUUAAAUCGGCGGCCCGCGCCCUCCUUCAUCAGCGUGAUAAGAUCCCGGAGGAAAGACGAAAGCAACUGGAAACUGUUGUUUUAAACUAUUUUCCGGAGCAGAAUGAAGUUACACAGGAUCUCUUGAUAGAGGCAGCGGAUCUGGAAGCCUAUGUGGAGAACGCAGAUUACUCUGCGCACGGUUUGAAAGUGGUGGAGCAUUACGCGAGUCGGGAGGGCGGUCUGCUGCGACUGGAGAAGCUCUGGCGGCGACACUUCCUGCAGACGAUGCGGCCCACGCACAUGCCCCCGCUGUGGUCCGUCGCACACAAUGAGGAGAGGUUGCGUGUGCGUUUAUUAGAUGGCCGACUGACAGAUGAAGAUAUGAGAUCGAUAGGUCUCCUGAGCUGGAUUAAAGAGAGGCAGGCGGUUGCUCCUCUUCAAAAUAAGGUCGACGGAUGA
Molecule: messenger RNA, 1740 nt
Organism: Diatraea saccharalis (sugarcane borer)
Lineage: Eukaryota; Metazoa; Arthropoda; Insecta; Lepidoptera; Crambidae
Source: the annotation of a GenBank genome assembly